CCUGUUGCAAAGAUACAAGCACCAUAAAAUAUACACAGUCACUCACUUACUUACUCACUCACUCUGAUAUUUUAACUCUCAGCAACUCAACAACUUAACGGCUUCGCUUUUUGUAACUCUUCCUUUCAUUUUCAUUUGGUUUUUGGAUAUAGACAAGCUAACAUUGUUUUUCGUGUGCUCGUGUUGCGGGAAUAUUGUAUGCAUAGCAUAUUUGGAGAUAGCUUAAAACAUACUUCUAUGCCAUAGGAAUAGACACAAACCACAGUUUUCUGCGAGACAAUUUUUUUUUAUAAAUCGCUAUUUAUGUUUUUACGUGUUGUUUUACGUUUUCUUGUUUGGAAAAAUUGAAAAAUAAUAUGUGUGCUGAAAUUUUAUUAAGUAAAGUUUAAAUGGAAACAAAUCACGUGCGAUUUAAGAUCCCGAACAUUGCUAAUUCUUGCUUACAUUAAGAAUUACAUAUUUGUGCAAUCACUGGAUUUAUUGACUUUUCGGAUUUAUUUAUCAAUUACAUAAAUCUCCAUUUCAUGGACCAUUGGAGACACACGAAAAGAAGAAAGAUGAAGAUCAUAGAUUACUACUUUCUCGUUGGGCUUUUCUUGAUUUCCGUCGAUCAGACAUUGCAGCUAACUGCAAAUAUCAAUAAAAAUGGAAACAGACAUCCUUCAUAUAGUCUUCAAAAUAUGCCCAAAACUGACUUCUCAUGUCGUGAAAAAAUAUUGGGUGGCUACUAUGCUGAUCCAGAGACACAAUGUCAAAUGUUUCAUAUUUGCGUAAAAAUUGCUGGCGUCGGGGUGCAAGAUUUUAGAUUUUUGUGUCCAAAUGGAACUGCAUUCGAUCAAGAGGCUCAAACUUGUGCUGAUUUUGGUGAUGUUGAUUGCGAUCAAGCUACAUUAUUUUAUGGUAGUGAUAACUUUGAUCUAUAUCGCAUUGGGUCGGGAUUUGAACGCAAGCAACCAACACCAGCCACAGAAGAUGAAUCGACAUUUCAUUUGCAGCGGUCUGAAUCAAAUGAUAUUCGAAGAAGUAAGCAACCUAUUGUUGUUCAAAAUGCUAUAUAUAAUAUGGGAUCAUCGUUCAAUCAAAAACAAUAUGAACUGAGUUCAGUGAAGCCAGCUUAUCAAUACCAGUCGCCAAAAAUAACGACAACGACAACGACCACGACACCACGUACAACUCUGACCACUCGAAAGGUCACAACAACAGUACCUUUUUUCAUCAGCAAGCCUCUCACACCACUUGUUUCAGUUCCAACAAACUCAAAUAACAAUGACGAAAUAUUCAAAGGUAGCCAUUCUUCAAACUUUUAUAGUAAUCGAAACAGUAACGAUGAUGAUGACGAUUAUAAGCGACACACAAUAAACAACUCAGCGAAGAAUCGUCAUCGAUCACGUGGCCGAAUUCAAUAUCGUGGAACUUCUGCGACUACAAGUUCCACCACAUUUAAACCACCCGUUGUUCAAAAUUAUACAACUUUGACACCUUUCACCGCAAAAUCUACGACACAAUCUCCACAAUUCAAGUUUACAUUCUCUUCUACGGUUAGAGCAAAUUCAUUAUCACAUGCUCAACUUGGACCCUUACAACAACAGUUUUCAAAUUAUAAUAGUAAUAAUUUCGACAGUUUUAAAGUACAUUCAACGACAUCUGUGCCAGUUUCAUCAUCACAAAGAAGCAAUUUCCGAGCAAAUAGCUUCAAUAAUCCAAUUACGACUCAAUCAACAUUCAAUGUUGUCCCGCUGAGACAAGUGGUGUCUGCGCCAACACCUUUCAAUAGUAAUCAUCUUAAUGUUAAAAAAUUUGAAGGGACCAAUGUAACCGAUAAGUCUUUAGCGAUUAGUACUGUUUAUACAAACAGUAAUAUUUAUAACAAUAAUCUGUACAAUUCGAAUUCAUCGAACAUUUCAUCGAGUAGACAACAGAAUGCACGUGUAUUUGAUAAUCAUAAUGUAAUUAAUAAUUAUCAAACGACGAGUCCUUUCUCCAAUCAACGUAUAAUGGCUAAUCAUCUCACAACAAACAAUACAGUUUUACGUCCAACUUCCACUCUUGCAAAUACAGUCGGUUCAGCGACGUUUACUCAACAAAAACCAUCGAAUACAAGUAGUUUUUAUCCAUCAAGUCAAAAUUCUGUCACAACAACAGUGCAACCACCAUCAAUACCACAAUCUCAAAUUGCACACAAUUCGUUGCCACAAGAACGACCCAAUUUUAAUCAACAAGAUUUGAUCAAUCAAUUUAAUUUAGAACAACGCAAAUUAACACAGCAGAAGCCUUCUCAAAAUAAUAAUAAUAAUAACAACAACAACAACAACAACAACAACAUCAAUAAUAUACAAAAUAACAAUCAACGGCCAAGCGAUGCUCAAACUUACCUUAGUUUAGAGCAAAAGCGACUGCAAUUGCAUUAUGAUAUUAAUGACUACUUGACUACAGAUAAACAAAUAUCCCCACAAUACUCACCAACUUCCGAGCAACAUAGAUCCGUUCAACAAGUUCCGAAUUCAAAUGUAAAAGCAUUGCAGUCGAAUCAGUUCUUGACGCAAAAGAGUCAAGAGCCCUUUAUUUCUACAACAGCCAAAAUAAAUAGGUUAUCAAUUGAAACUAAUUACAAUCAACAAUAUCAAACCCAACAGGAUCGACCAUCCCAAUCUUUAAAUCAUAAGCUUAAUACACAAAUAAGCGAUAAAAAUGUUCAUAAAACAACAACCAAACAAAUCAGCAGCAAUAACAAUAAUAUAAUUUCAACAUCCACUAAGAAAUUCUCCACGCUUGUUCCAAAAGAAAAUUACGCACCAACUACAUUUAAGCCAUUAUUUUACUUUAAUGUGGCCAAACAAAUAAAUGAUAAUUUGAGCACGCCGACAAAACCUAAAGCUAUUAAUGAUGACUUGAUAACGAGUACGACGUUGAGAUCAAAUCCAAUUAAUCCCAUAUUUAAUCGAAAUCCAGACUUUUCACAGUUUAAUUUUAAAGAACCACAGUCGAAUAAACAACAAACAUUGCAUUUACAGCACCAAGCUUCAAAACAGCCACAAAAAAAUGUAAGUGAAAUUGACGAAAAUGAUGGACAGUAUCAUGCAGAGUUAUAUGAGAGAGAUUUUGCACGGUAUAAAAUUAAAAAUCGGAAAAAGCAACAACAGACAUUACAACAUUCGUUGAAACCAAUUUAUACGAAAAAUGAAAAUGGUAUUGGUACAACCAACAAACAGCAACAUAACUUAAACCGUGGUACACAAAAGAGUUUUCGCAAUAGUGCAGAAGAAGAAUUCUUGAAUACAGCCCAUUCACAGAAUAUUGCGGCAAGUGGAAAUGAACUAUGGGCCCAUUCAAAAAAUUCGGCCAACUCAAAACAAUCCAAUGUACCACCAAAAGUAUCAACAACAAAACUACCAUCGAUUAGUUCCCAUGAAAAAAAGUCCAUAUCAAAAGAUGAAAAAGAUGUAAGUUACGAUUAUGCUUAUUAUGAUUCAGCGAACGAUACACCACAUGACUAUUCGGAAUUCGAUCUGCCUGAUUUCGGGAAAACACAGUAGGGAUUCACUACAAAAACGAAGAUAUGUGUUUGCGUAGUAGCAAAAGAAUAAUGGAACGAUCUGCAAAAAUCUAUGAAUGAUGUCUAUACAAAAAUAAAAUUGUUUUAUUAAGUUAAGACAUUAUCAUACAGAUGCCAAUUACACAAAACUUCAUUGUAUUAGAAGGUAUUUAUGCCAUUUCAAAGUGAUUCGAUUUUACUUCCCAUGCAUUUUAAAAUUCUAAGUUUCACAUGACAUUCUUGUUAUUGAAUGAUUUUAAUCCAAAAUUGUAAUAUAAACGAAAAACAAACCAUUUAAAGAAGAA
Messenger RNA from Contarinia nasturtii (swede midge), 3837 nucleotides. RefSeq lists its product as uncharacterized. NCBI's taxonomy places the organism in Eukaryota, Metazoa, Arthropoda, Insecta, Diptera, Cecidomyiidae. Gene Ontology annotation, molecular function: chitin binding. The record is from RefSeq and is a predicted model, not a curated record. The transcript is spliced from 5 exons. The coding region runs from base 525 to 3533 and encodes 1002 amino acids. Gene Ontology annotation, cellular component: extracellular region.